Ceratitis capitata (Mediterranean fruit fly) is the source of this 2658-nucleotide messenger RNA. It is a transcript of the gene Mtpalpha, whose product is annotated as trifunctional enzyme subunit alpha, mitochondrial. The record is from RefSeq and is a predicted model, not a curated record. Gene Ontology annotation, molecular function: enoyl-CoA hydratase activity; long-chain (3S)-3-hydroxyacyl-CoA dehydrogenase (NAD+) activity; NAD+ binding. NCBI's taxonomy places the organism in Eukaryota, Metazoa, Arthropoda, Insecta, Diptera, Tephritidae. Gene Ontology annotation, cellular component: mitochondrion; mitochondrial fatty acid beta-oxidation multienzyme complex. Gene Ontology annotation, biological process: fatty acid beta-oxidation. The coding region runs from base 145 to 2472 and encodes 775 amino acids. The transcript has 5 exons.
GGUAUUGCUCGAUUAUCGUAGCAGCUCAAGAUAGCAAAUACUUGUUGAAGUAUUUGGAAUAUUUCAAGAAAGUUAGUCGGUGGAAUUUUUAUUUUAGUUUUCAUAAUUUAUUAUUAAAUUAAUAUUGAAAUAUUGAUCAGAAAUAUGUCUGCGAAUCGAUUACUCCGAGCCACUGGCUAUAUGGCAAGAUCAAAGCUUUUUACUUCCACUGGUGGAAAAAUGACCACGAGACUCUUUUCUUCAACGGCCGUAGAUAAGGUUUCCCAAAAGGAUCUGCGCACGAAAGUUGUAGAUGAUGUAUUAGUUGUUACAUUAGAUUUACAAGAUGCAAAAGUAAAUUCCGUUAAUGUAUCAAUGACCUCACAAUUUAAGUCAAUACUAAAAGAAUUGGAAUCCAAUGCCUCCUUGAAAUCAGCUGUUGUCAUUUCUGGUAAACCCGGCUGUUUCAUUGCUGGUGCUGACAUAAGUAUGCUAGAAAAAUGUGCCACAGCAGAAGAAGCGACAAAUAUUUCUAGAGAAGGUCAAGAAUUUUUUAAUCAGUUGGAAAACAGUUCAAAGCCCAUCGUUGCGGCUAUUAAUGGAGUUUGUCUUGGAGGUGGUCUUGAACUUGCAUUGGCCUGUCAUUAUCGAAUCGCCACAAAAGAUCGAACCACAAAGCUUGGCACACCUGAAGUCUUAUUGGGCCUUCUUCCUGGUGCAGGCGGAACAGUUAGAAUUCCAAAACUUACUUCUAUCACUACAGCAUUGGAUUUAGAACUCACAGGAAAACAAGUAUCCGCUGAAAGAGCAAAAAAGAUUGGAUUAGUGGAUUUAUUAGUCGAUCCACUUGGACCCGGGCUAGCACCACGCGACCUUAUUACAGUUGAAUACUUGGAACAAGUGGCCAUCCAAACAGCAAAAAACAUUGCCAGCGGAAAAUUAAAAGUAAAUCGAGGCAAAACGUUCAGCGAUAAAGUGGUUGAUUACUGUAUGAAUAUAGAGUUUAUAAAAAAUAAAAUAUUCGAUACAGCUCGAAAACAAGUUAUGAAAUUAUCAAAUGGUCUCUAUCCGGCACCGUUGAGGAUUAUUGAUGUUACUCGUAUCGGUAUCGAUAAAGGGUCUUCGGCUGGGUAUGAAGCUGAAAGUAAAGCUUUCGGAGAACUCGCAAUGACCCCAGAAUCCAAAGGAUUAAUGAACCUAUUUCGUGGUCAAACAGAAUGUAAAAAAAAUAGGUUUGGUAAGCCCCAAACAGAAAUUAAAACUAUUGGAGUAUUAGGAGCAGGGCUUAUGGGCGCAGGAAUUGCUCAAGUAUCAGUAAAUAAUGGAUAUAAAGUGAUCGUUAAAGAUACCUCCAAUAACGGACUUGCACGCGGUAUAGAACAAAUUCAAAAAGGUUUAGACGGUCAGGUGAAAAGGAAAAGAAUUAGCGCAGUUAAGCGUGAACAGAUAAUUUCUACUUUGGAACCGACACUUGAUUAUAAGAAAUUUAAAAAUGCAGAUAUGGUAAUAGAAGCAGUUUUCGAAGAUAUAAAAAUUAAACAUGCAGUCAUUUCUGAGUUAGAGGCAGUCGUCCCCCCUCAUUGUAUAAUUGCCACAAAUACCAGCGCUAUACCUAUUAAAAAUAUUGCUGAAGGUAGCACACGUCCAGAAAAUGUGAUAGGCAUGCAUUAUUUCUCACCAGUGGACAAAAUGCAGUUACUUGAAAUAAUUACACAUCCGAAGACAUCUAAAGAAACUACGAGCAAGGCUGUAGCUGUAGGUCUUAAGCAAGGAAAAGUUGUUAUCACAGUAAGCGAUGGACCUGGCUUUUAUACAACACGCAUUCUAAGCGCAAUUUUAUUCGAAGGACUCAGAAUUAUUCAAGAAGGAUUGGAACCAGCCGAUCUUGACAAGUUAACAAAAAAAUUCGGUUUCCCAGUAGGCGCUGCAACAUUAGUGGACGAAGUAGGAAUUGACGUGGGAUCUCACAUUGCUGCCGAUUUAGCCAAGGCUUUCGGAGAACGUCUUGGGGGAGGAGAUUCAAAUUUGAUGAAGGAUAUGGUUCUAGCAGGAUUUUUAGGAAGGAAAUCCGGCAAAGGCCUUUUCAUUUACGAUGGAAGUAAAGGAAAGGGCAGUCGCCCUGUAAAUAUGGAUGCCCUUAGCAUUAUAAGGGAAAAAUAUUCUCUUGUUUCCAAAGGAGCAAACUCUCCUGAAGACUUAACUUUACGUAUGGUUACACGGUUUGUGAAUGAAGCAGUGCUUUGUCUAGAAGAAGGAAUCUUGGCUAAUCCCUUAGAAGGUGAUAUUGGCGCUGUAUUUGGUCUAGGGUUUCCUCCAUUCUCCGGCGGUCCUUUCCGCUGGGUUGAUCACUAUUCGGCUUCAAAAAUAGUGGCCAAAAUGGAAUCAUAUGCUAAUCUGUAUGGUAUCGCAUUUAAACCAGCACAAACAUUGCUCGAUAUGGCAAAGGACUCUUCAAAGAAAUUUCAUCCAACCACGGGAUCAUCUAAACUGUAAUAUAUCUUCCGAAUAGGAGCAUUUGAAAAUUAUCUCAUAUUUUUUUAAAUUAAUAUUUUUAAAACAAGAUUUGAAUUUUAUGUAUUUACAAUAUAAUUAUUUUAUUAAAUCGAAUAAAAAAAAUAACCCUUUUUGAGAAUAUGUCGACAGAAAAGACGAUUCUCCUUCUCUCUUUUUAAUAAGGAA